Apus apus (common swift) is the source of this 3521-nucleotide messenger RNA. It is a transcript of the gene ZCCHC8, whose product is annotated as zinc finger CCHC-type containing 8. Bases 1360 to 2826 code for a protein of 488 amino acids. The record is from RefSeq and is a predicted model, not a curated record. The transcript has 8 exons. Gene Ontology annotation, molecular function: zinc ion binding; RNA binding. NCBI's taxonomy places the organism in Eukaryota, Metazoa, Chordata, Aves, Apodiformes, Apodidae. Gene Ontology annotation, cellular component: catalytic step 2 spliceosome.
UGUUUUUUUUCUGUCGGUCACAUCCAAAGAACUCUAGUUGGUAAAUUGAGCUCAAAUUUUGUUCAGUAGAUUGUGCAUUUCUGUCAAAACCGUAUCAGUUGUUACAGAUGAAAAGUUUCCAUGAGUUAGUGCCUUUUUUUCAAGACAUACAAAUAUUUUUAUAUGAUUGGCUCCCUGGUUUUUAGAAGGCUUAUGCUUGGGAAGGGUGAAGCCAUAUCCCCAUAAAUACAUCUUGGGACUGUAGAAACUUCCUGGCCUAGUCUGUAAUCAGGUUUGGAAUGACAGCUCAUUCCAGAUAUUAAGUGUUUCCCUCUAUAAAAUAUACAGUUUAGGGGAAGAAAAGGGCUUGGCUAACUAAAAAAUGCUCUAAGGUUUUUUUAUUUCCCAUAUGUGGGAGCCAGUGGGAAAGUCUUAAUGAAAUUUAGGUAUGGAAUGCUCUUAACUUGCAUCUAUUUUAAAUUUGGUUCUUUGCUGUUUAUAAGAGGCAGAGUUUGAAAGGUGGAAUUGAGGGAAAUGUUGGAAAAAGUGCUUUUAAUAAUUAUUUAAUAUUUUUAAUAUUGUAGUCCUAUUUGAGAAAAACAAACGGGACAAGAAAUUUCUCCAUUUUUCUCAAGUAAUCUCCCUUCCAUCAUUCCCCAGAAUUACUUCUGCCCGAGGGAGUCAGUGCAAGAACCAGUUUCACAAUUAAUUUCUGCAAUUUCUGUUUACCAAGCUUGUAAUAAACAUAAUUUCCUAGUGUUAAAAAAAUUACAUGUAUCUAAACAAAAAUUGCAAAUUGAUAAGGUGGCUAAGCUGGGUUUUCCUGUGCCUGCUUUUGCCUGUGUUUAAUGUCACCAUUGGAAAGCUGCCUCUGUUACAGUGCUUUGAAACACUCUGGUUCUCCAAAUGAUACCUGGACUGUCUCCCAACCUCCAGAUGCAGGAACUAGAUUCCUAACAUUAAUUAUCCUAAAAUACAAAGUUAAGUGUGGCUAAAUUUUCAUGUCUGCCAGCUUAACUUUGCUAUUGCACUUUAAAUAUAUUUGCUGCAUCUUUCUUAGAGCUCCCACAGGUGACAUAAGCCUAAAAUAGCAUUUGCUGCUGAGUGAGGUGGUGUGUUAGGUACUGUGCUUCUAAAUCACACAAGUACUUCACUCAAUUAACACAUCAGUCUGACUAGCAUCUGGCGUCUGCUUUUCUUUUUAAAAGCAACUCUUAGAUUCUGGAAGCUUCUGAACUCUGCUGAACCUCUUAGUCUUUGCUGUGUUGGUUCACUUGCAGCCCUUUUGUCUUUUUGUAUGUUUUUAGACAAAUGGGCUGAGCAGCUGGCACACUGCAGUCCAAAACCAAACACAAGUAGUAUGGUAGGACCUGUCUCCACAUGCUUGAGAAGCCAAAACCGCAUUGUUUCAAUUGUGGUUCUGAAGACCAUCAAAUGAAAGACUGUCCAAAGCCACGAAAUGCAGCUCGCAUAAGUGAGAAGAGAAAGGAGUUUUUGGAAGCUUGUGGGGAAACGAGCAAUCAGAAUUUUCAGCAGCGUUAUCAUGCGGAAGAAGUAGAAGAGAGGUUUGGAAAAUUUAAACCAGGAGUAAUUAGUGGGGAACUUCAAGAUGCACUUGGUGUCACUGACAAGAGUCUUCCUCCAUUUAUCUAUCGCAUGCGUCAGCUGGGUUAUCCCCCAGGCUGGCUCAAGGAGGCUGAAAUGGAGCACUCAGGACUUGCCCUUUAUGAUGGAAAAGAUGAUGGUGGAACGGAUGAUGAAGGAUCUCGUCAACCAAAACGCAUCACUUACGACGUCUCUAAGCUGAUAAACUAUCCAGGCUUUAAUAUAUCCACUCCAAGUGGGAUCCCAGAUGAGUGGCAGAUGUUUGGUUCCAUCCCCAUGCAGCCAUCUCAGCAGAAGGAUGUUUUUGCUCACUACCUUUCUAAUUUUCAUGCGCCAAGUCCAAAAGCUAGCAAUAAAAGGGCUGCCUCUCAGUCCAGCUCUCAUCAUUCAAAGCGACCAAAAGAAGACAAUUUGGAGGUACCAGCAGCCGACAUGGACCUGGAUUCUGAUCUGGAAGUGUCACAAAGACCUCAAACUCAGAACAGUUUUGAGUUCCAACCUCCACUGCCACCUGGGAGUCCAUCAAUAUCAACUCCUCCUCCUUUACCACAAGGAACACCCCCAACUCAACCUUCAACACCCACCCACACUCCUCUUCCCAGGACUACUCCACUGUCAAAUCCUGAUAAUCCUGAGCCAAAAAUAGUGGACUCAGUUAUGGAUGAGGAUACUCUGACCUUGGAAGAGCUGGAGGAACAGCAGCGAUUAAUCUGGGCAGCACUAGAGCAGGCAGAAAGCACGAACAGUGACUCUGACAUUCCUGUUGAUACACCUUUAACUGGGAAUUCUGUUACCUCAUCACCCUCCAGGAACGAAGUGGAUCUUGUUGCAGAAGUAAGAUCAUCUGACAAGGUGAUUACAGUGGAAACGAAGUUUUCUGACAUCAGUGAACAGACAGCAGGAAAGGAACAUUCUAUAACUAGUCCUAAUCCAGAAGAUAGUUUACUUAACUUAAAGGAAAAUCCAGAUAACACUGAUUCUGAGGGCUUGCUGGAUAACACCAUGCCUGCUCCCAACAGUGACAUUAACAAUGGAGAAAAUAUGGGUGGUGAUCAAAUGCUCACAAGCAUUAAGUCAUCUGCAAAGAACUCCAGUCUUGUUCCUGACAUGAGCAAGUUUGCUGAAGGGAUAACACCAUUUGAAUUUGAAAAUAUGGCAGAAUCAACAGGUGUCUAUCUGCGAAUAAGAAGCGUGUUAAAAAAUUCCCCAAGAAACCAGCAAAAGAAAAAGACUUCAUCUUAACUGCUCUUCCUUUGUUUCGUUAUGUCCAAAUCUCUGCUUCCUUCUGUCCCCUCCUCCAGUUUUACAAACUCGGAUAACCUUCCUCAUCCUUUUGUGGGAAGGAGAACAUCUUGACAAAUACAGCUCUGCCCCGUUCUUCCUUGGAACUGAAGUUAGUGCAGGGCCUCUGUACUGACCAGGACCACCAAUGUGCACAGGAAAUACAGAAGAAUUUUCCCAAAUUAUAUUCUUCCACUAAGGAGUAACAGGACUGUUGAUUUGUUAAGAACGAGUUACUUGCCAAUACAUGAAACUCUGAAGAGUUUGUGGUUUGCUGUUCUUUACUUUGGCUAAGAUUUUUAUUGUCCUUAAGUUCCAGGUGGAUUGGUGAUGUUUUUUUAAUAUCUGUCCUUUGUACAAUAAUCUGUACUUUAUACAUUUUGCUAAUUAUCCUGUAGAUAAGUUUAAUAUAUUCAUAAUGUUUUUAAACACGUCUUAACAUUAAGAUUUCCCACAUCAAAAUCCUGGCAAUUGGAUGAAAAUAAUCAGGGAUUACCACCAUUAUUGUCACCAUUUCAAAUAUUUUUAUAAACUAUUUAUGUGGGUCAGUUUUAAUUACCACUGUAUCUUUUGUAACAUCAUCCUUCAUGUAAACUUGCUGUACAUACAUGUUGAUUGUUGUGUACAGAGGUUUAAUAAAUGAGCUUUUAUAGAAA